Messenger RNA from Daucus carota subsp. sativus, 769 nucleotides. RefSeq names its product DEAD-box ATP-dependent RNA helicase 3, chloroplastic-like. The transcript has 2 exons. The record is from RefSeq and is a predicted model, not a curated record. Gene Ontology annotation, molecular function: nucleic acid binding; zinc ion binding. The coding region runs from base 7 to 576 and encodes 189 amino acids. Lineage: Eukaryota; Viridiplantae; Streptophyta; Magnoliopsida; Apiales; Apiaceae.
AAAAUUAUGAAGUUCAAGUGGGCUCUAAAGACUUCAAUCCGGAAUCAUAUUAUUGCCAACCGCUACACCACUAUGGACAGCUUAGUUGAUAGUGCCAGGGACCAGGAGCUUCAUCAGGCUGAUUUUCGUAAACAAAAGGACAUGCAGGGUCAGAAGAGGAAGAGAGAUGAUGAUCUGCCCAAAUUCCAGAAUAAUGGUGGAUCUUCGGGCGGAUUUAGACAGAACAAUCAGAGGUACAACACCCGCAGCUUUCAGCAGAAAAAUGGGAAUCAGGGGAAUCAACAAAACAGGUCAGGCAAUCAAUCUGGGAGUCAGUCAGGCGGUCAAACUGGUCAGAAUGGAGGAAGGUCUGCUUGUGCACACUGUGGGAAAAUGCACAGUGGUGUUUGUCACUGGAUUUCUAGAGCAUGUUUCAAUUGUGGCCGUCAAGGCCAUACUAUCAAGGACUGCAAGGCACCAUUAAAGAAGUCUGGGGACCAGAAUAAUAAUACUGGGAAGAAUGAGCAGAAAAGUUCUGGACGCGUGUUUUCUCUCACUGCAAAGGAUGCGGCUAACUCUUCAGGUAAUCAGGGGUAGCGGGGAGAGUGAUGAGUGACACCCACUCUAGUUGAUUUCCUUGUUAGGGGCUAAUGAGACUUUAGAGCUUAUAUUUAUAUUGUUUUAAGACUUUGUUGGAUUUAUCAUUAUGGAGUUCAGACUUUAUUAUCCCUAUUGAUAUUUUGUUUGUUAAAUCAUUAUAUUAUUUCCGAAUAAAUUUAGAAUCAUUUAA